UUGGUUCAUCACUAUCAUCCAACUCCAAGAAACCACAGCCUACAGCAAGCUCAAGCGAAGUGAGUUGAGCAGAUAUAUCAAUCACAAAGCCCCAAGAACAACAGCAUACAGACUAGCCACCAAUUCGCUCGAUCUGCAAUGGCGGAAAGAGUGACGAAGCUGGCAUCGCAGCGGGCGGUGGUGAUCUUCGGGGUGAGCAACUGCUGCAUGUGCCACGCGGUGAAGACGCUCUUCACGGAGCUGGGCGUGAGCUGGGUGGUGCACGAGCUGGACAAGGACCCCCGUGGGAAGGACGUCGAGAGGGCGCUCGCCGGCAUGGUCGGACGGAGCCCGCCCGUGCCAGCGGUCUUCAUCGGCGGCAGGCUCGUCGGCCCCACAGACAAGGUCAUGACGCUGCACCUCAGUGGCCAGCUGGUGCCGCUCCUCCGCCAGGCCGGCGCCCUUUGGCUCUGAACUGAAGAGUCAGGGACAGCAGUGGCUGUGCGUGCGUGCAGUUAUGUGUGAUCCCUAGGGAUCAUAUAAUAGUGCGUGCAGUGCAGCUACAUAAUUUUGGAAAGGUCAUCAAACAUAUUAAGGGUCAUGAUCUUUCAGUUGUACCUCUUCUUGUCAUAUGACAGAAGGAAAGGAUGCUUUGUGUUGCUUAAUAUCAAAUGAGCAAUAUCAAAUGAGCUUAUGCUUAUCUUGUGUUGCUUAAUUCGAUUU
Messenger RNA from Aegilops tauschii subsp. strangulata, 702 nucleotides. RefSeq names its product putative glutaredoxin-C2. The record is from RefSeq and is a predicted model, not a curated record. NCBI's taxonomy places the organism in Eukaryota, Viridiplantae, Streptophyta, Magnoliopsida, Poales, Poaceae.